AUGAUGCUGAUCCAGAACCAUCCAGUCCCCAUCAUCACCAUGGUGAAUGGCCUGGCCACCGCGGCUGGGUGUCAGCUGGUUGCCAGCUGUGACAUUGCCGUGGCGAGUGACACGUCCUCCUUUGCCAUGCCAGGUGUGAACAGAGGGCUCUUCUGUUCCACCCCCGCAGCGGCCUUGGGGAGAGCAGUGCCGAGAAAGGUGGCCUUGGAGAUGCUUUUCACUGGGGAGCCUAUCUCUGCCCAAGAGGCCCUACUCCACCGGCUGCUGAGCAGGGUGGUGCCGGAGGAGCGGCGGGAGGAAGGUGGCCUCACUGAGCCGGCCGGUGCUGUCGCUGGGCAAGGCCACCUUCUACUGGCAGCUGGCCCAGGACAUCAGGACUGCCUACCACCUCACCUCCCAGACCAUGGUGAACAACCUGGGCCUGCCGGAUGGCCAGAAGGGGGUCAAGGCCUUCCUCCAGAAGAGGAAGCCCGUCUGGCCACACUGA
Molecule: messenger RNA, 487 nt
Organism: Rangifer tarandus platyrhynchus (Svalbard reindeer)
Lineage: Eukaryota; Metazoa; Chordata; Mammalia; Artiodactyla; Cervidae
Source: the annotation of a GenBank genome assembly